Messenger RNA from Eublepharis macularius, 5855 nucleotides. It is a transcript of the gene VWA8, whose product is annotated as von Willebrand factor A domain containing 8. Gene Ontology annotation, cellular component: cytoplasm. Gene Ontology annotation, molecular function: ATP binding; ATP hydrolysis activity. The transcript is spliced from 45 exons. Bases 40 to 5739 code for a protein of 1899 amino acids. NCBI's taxonomy places the organism in Eukaryota, Metazoa, Chordata, Lepidosauria, Squamata, Eublepharidae. The record is from RefSeq and is a predicted model, not a curated record.
UCCGCCUCGCUCUCUCCCCCGGCCGGCCGGCGCCCGGCCAUGCAGUCGCGGGUGGCGUGGCUCGGCGGCGGCGGCGGCGGCGGCGCGGCCAGGCGGGUCCGGCUGCUCCUGCAGCACGUGGCGGCGCGGCGGAGAGCGGUGCACGGCGGCGGGGGCGGCGGCGCAGGUGAUACAGUGACCAUUGGCAACGUGUCAUUCAAACUCAAAGUGCCAAAGAAUCCAGAACUUGUCCCGGGGAACUACAUUUCAGACUCUCCGGCUCAAUCUGUUAUCCAGCAUCUGAGAUGGAUUAUGCAAAAAGACCUUUUGGGCCAAGAUGUCUUCCUCAUAGGACCCCCUGGGCCUCUGCGACGAUCUAUAGCUAUGCAGUAUUUGGAGCUGACCAAGCGAGAGGUGGAGUACUUUGCCCUAUCCAGGGACACAACAGAAACUGACCUCAAACAGCGGAGAGAGAUCCGGGCAGGCACCGCCUACUACGUUGAUCAGUGUGCAGUCCGUGCAGCCACAGAAGGUAGAAUCCUGGUUCUGGAAGGCUUGGAGAAGGCGGAGCGGAAUGUCUUGCCAGUGUUGAACAAUUUGUUGGAGAACAGGGAAAUGCAGCUUGAAGAUGGCCGUUUCCUCGUGUCAGCAGAACAUUAUGACAAACUGCUGAAGGAACAUGAGAAAGCAGAUCUGGAUGCUUGGAAAAUUGUUCGAGUCAGUGAAGACUUCAGAGUGAUUGCUCUGGGCCUCCCUGUACCUAGAUAUUUGGGUAACCCACUAGACCCACCUCUUCGAUCUAGAUUUCAAGCUAGAGAUGUUUACCACCUUCCCUUUAAGGAUCAUCUUGCGCAGUUAUAUUUUAUUGGCUCUAAUGUUGCAACGGAGAGAAUUUCGCAGCUUUUGUCCUUUGCGACAACUCUUUGCACCCAAGAAUCUUCUGCAUUGGGGCUUCCUGAUUUUCCUUUAGAUAGCUUAUCGUCUGCUGUGAAGAUUCUGAACUCUUUCCCUAUGAUAUCAAUCCAGCACAUAAUCCAGUGGCUUUAUCCAUAUGAGGUUCUGCUAAGCAAGGAAGGCAAGACAGCAGUAGAAGAUGCAUUGAAAAGAUUUGAGCUGCAGGAUUCAGCAAAACCUUCGCUUCCUACCAGAGUUAUGCAUGUUGGAAAGAGAGAGAAUGACCAGAUCUUCCAGGCUGACGUGACAGUCCACAUAGCUGGGAAAGAUGUGACCUUUCAGGUUCCUGCUGGGACUGAGCCAACACAUUUGCGUUCUAGGCCAGAGGAUUUUAUCAGGACUUCCAGCCAUGAACAGCUGCUGGCAGAAAUGAUGCUGUCUCAUAUGGUCAAAGAUAUCUGCCUGAUUGGAGAAAAAGGCUGUGGUAAAACAGUGGUUGCUCAGGAAUUUUCAGCUGCCUUAGGAUACAGCACAGAACCUUUCAUGCUCUACCAGGAUUUGACUGCCCGAGACCUGCUGCAACAAAGGUACACUCUCCCUGAUGGAGACACCGCUUGGAGACCUUCCCCACUGAUAACAGCUGCCCUGGAAGGGAAGCUGGUUGUUCUUGACGGCAUUCACCGUGUCAAUCCAGGCACUCUAGCUGUCCUCCAGAGAUUAAUUCACGAUCGAGAGAUCACCCUGUAUGAUGGUACAAAGUUGCUCAGGCAAGAUAGAUAUGAAAAGUUAAAAGAAGAACUGCACCUCUCAGAUGAAAACCUGAAGCAAAGGUCUAUUUACCCCAUCCACCCUUCCUUUCGAAUAAUUGGCUUAGCUGAGCCGCCAGUUGCCGGAAGCGCUACUCAGCAGUGGCUGGUCCCAGAGCUCUUAACGCUUUUCCUUUUCCAUUACAUGAAGCCUCUGAGCAAGAGUGAAGAAAUUGAAGUUAUUAAAGAGAAGGUCCCAAAUGUGCCCAGUGCUGCAGUGGAGCAGCUGUUGAAGUUAACGCACAAACUCCGCGAGACACCGGACCCCCAAGCCCAGUCAUUGGCAUCAUCCUUGUCUACACGGCAGCUCCUGAGAAUUUGUCGGCGACUGUCUCAUUACCCAGAUGAGAGCCUCUAUCAUGCUAUAAAUAAAGCUUGCCUUUCCAGGUUUUUACCCAACCUUGCAGCAUCUGCUUUACAUAAAAAUCUGCUGGACUGUGGAAUUCCCACAAGCCCCACCGAUACUGAAAAAACGGACGAAAAGGCUUUUAGUUGUGAAGUCAGCUCAGGAAUCCUAAGGAUUGGAGCAGCUGCCAUCCCAGUCCACAAUCCCAGUGAAAGGAUGAAGGUGCCCGAUGUGCUGUUCUAUGAAAACGCGCAGCAUAUGAUGGUGAUGGAAGAUAUGCUAAAAGACUUCUUACUUGGGGAGCAUCUUCUGUUAGUUGGCAACCAGGGCGUGGGGAAAAACAAGGUUGUUGACAGAUUCCUUCACCUAUUAAACAGACCAAGAGAAUAUUUGCAGCUGCAUAGAGAUACCACCGUACAAAGUCUUACGCUGCAGCCUUCUGUUAAAGACGGCCUUAUUGUGUAUGAAGAUUCUCCACUCGUGAAAGCUGUCAAGUUGGGCCAUAUUUUAGUUAUUGAUGAGGCGGACAAGGCACCAACCAAUGUCACCUGCAUUUUAAAAACUUUAGUGGAAAGUGGAGAAAUGAUUCUGUCAGAUGGACGGCGCCUUGUUGCCAAUCCUGCUAGUGUAAAUGGGAGAGAGAAUGUAAUUGUCAUUCAUCCUGAUUUUAGGAUGAUCGUCUUAGCCAACAGACCUGGAUUUCCUUUCUUGGGUAACGACUUUUUUGGAACACUGGGAGAUAUCUUCAGCUGCCAUGCAGUUGAUAACCCUAAACCAAGCUCGGAGCUUGCAAUGCUCCGGCAAUAUGGGCCAGAGGUUCCCGAGCCAGUCCUGCAGAAACUGGUGGCUGCUUUUGGCGAGCUCAGAAGCUUGGCCGACCAAGGAGUAAUAAACUACCCUUAUUCCACUCGAGAAGUAGUAAAUAUAGUAAAGCAUCUGCAGAAAUUUCCAGCGGAAGGACUUGCGAAUGUUGUUCGGAAUGUCUUUGAUUUUGACUCCUACAAUAAUGAAAUGCGUGAGAUUUUAAUUAGGAUUUUACACAAACAUGGGAUACCGAUUGGAGCCAAGCCAACCAGUAUACAGCUUGCCAAGGAGUUUCCACUGCCGGAUCCAAAAUUUAUGGGCUACUGGAAAGUGAACCAGUUGGGCAGUUCAGGCCAGAAACUUUUGUGCCCAACUGAAACACAUCGCAUAGAUGUAAAGGGUCCAAUGUACUUAAAUGUGCAGGCAUUUCCCAUGGAGAGGCACGAAGCCAGGUCCCUGAGCUUUACAGAAGAACGUGCGUUUUGGUCUCUGCCUUUGAGUGAAGUUAAUUUAGUGUGCGAUAUUGCUGUGACACAAGAGAAUGAAACUGAAAACUCUCUUUUUGUGGCAACUUGCAAUCCAGUAUCGUUAUACUUUAUGGGUAUAUCUGAUACAAAUGGAUACUAUGUGGAUUUGUAUGAUAUCUUCCCAAGAACAGUUGGUAGCAUAUGGCAACCUCUUGUGACUGUGGCACCUCUGGGAAAUCCGCUCCGAGGACAAGUCGUUCUGCAUGAAGAGCAGAGCAAUGCCAUUCUGUUGUUGGACACCAACACUCAGACCAUACGCCAACUUCUACUGUCUCCAGACAUGCACAAGUCUCCUAAAAGGAUAUCCUGGUGGGGCAGCAAGGAGGAGGUGAGGAGUCAUAAAAUGUGCAAAGAGUUUUCACACAAAAACUGGCUCGUGUUCUACAGAGAAGAAGGGAGCCGCCUUGUUGUUCUUGAUGUCCUGGAGGGGCACGCUCACACCAUCUCACUGCCCAUCAAACUCAAGUCGGUCUUUUUGGUGGCUGAAGACCACUGGCUCCUGGUGGAAAGCAAGACAAAUCAAAAAUAUCUUUUGACAAAGCCUGCAUGCAUGGAAUCCGAAGAGAAUCAAGUUUGCCAGUUACGUGCUGUGAGUGAGGAGCCAGUGGAGACUGGAUUUGGAGUCACAACAGCUUCGGAACUGAUUGAGCCACAGGCUGUUUCCAGCGACCAGCUGUCUUUUGAGAACCUGAGUGUGGCAAUUGGGCAGAAGAUCAGCGCACCCAACAGGAUAAUCUCUGAUGAACUAAAUUACGCCACUCUCGUUGUUGGCUUUCCAGAUCUCACGUCCUCCAAUGAGGUCUACAGCUGGAAGAGAAGCUCCAUGCUGGACAAGAGGCAGCCUUUGCCUUCUGAUCCACUUUACUAUGGAAGACCCACCAAGGGCAGAGCAGCGAAGCGAACCAACUGUGUGACUCUUGCGGCUGCCAAUCAGGUGGUCAGAGUUUUGGCUCCUGGAGAUGUGCCUCUUAAAGAACUUUAUGCCAAAGAUGUCACGCCUCCACAGACUGCUGGUUAUUUGGAAAUAACAGAUCUUAUGAUAAAGAAGCUUAAAUACAUACCUAUUCCCAGAUCAACAUCCCUGACUCCCUAUACUUCCUGGCUGUCCAUGAUUUCUGACACGGACGUCCUCUUGGCAAAGCUUGGCGAUGCCGGUGUGGUUACUGUGGAUAUGGGAGGCAAUGUCAGGCUCUGGGAAACUAGCUUUGAAAGCCUUCAGAAAUCCCUUCAGGAAUGGAGAAACAUGAUUGGACAAGAGGAUGGCAGACCUGUGCAGAUAACCAUCCAACGAGACAGUGGCUUGGAUGUUAGUUCUCCAAAGCAUGGGAAGAUAGAUCCAGACAAUACUCCUCAUGUUGGUGGAAACACCUGGGCUGGUGGGACAGGUGGGAGAGACACUGCUGGCCUGGGGGGCAAAGGGGGACCAUACCGGCUGGAUGCUGGUCACAAGGUGUACCAAGUAUCACAGGCCGAGAAAGAUGCUGUGCCUGAAGAGGUGAAAAGAGCGGCCAGAGAGAUGGGUGAAAAGGCUUUCAAGCAGAGGCUAAAGGAGAUCCGGAUGAGUGAAUAUGAUGCAUCUACAUAUGAGAGGUUCUCUGGAGCCGUUCGACGGCAAGUGCACUUGCUCCGGGUCAUCCUGGAUAGUCUACAGGCCAAGGGGAAGGAAAGACAGUGGUUAAGACACCAGGCAGUUGGAGAACUAGAUGAUACCAAAAUAAUUGAUAGUUUGACGGGUGAAAAAGCCAUCUACAAGCGACGUGGAGAACUUGACCCGCAACUUGGGAGCCCUCAACAGAAGCCCAAACGCCUCCGCCUGGUCAUGGAUGUCUCUGGCAGCAUGUAUCACUUCAAUGGAGUCGACGGGCGGCUGGAACGUUCCAUGGAAGCUGCCUGCAUGGUGAUGGAAGCAUUCGAGAAUUACGAGAACAAGUUUAAGUAUGACAUCACUGGCCAUUCUGGAGAUGGUUUCAACAUUGCUUUGGUCAAUAGCGAAAAAGUCCCAAAGAACAAUAAGGAAAGAUUAGAAGUUUUGAAGAUCAUGCACGCCCAUGCCCAGUUCUGUAUGAGCGGAGACCAUACCCUAGAAGGCACGGAGCAUGCGAUCCGGGAGAUAGCCAAGGAGGAGGCCGACGAAUACUUUGUCAUCGUCUUAAGCGACGCCAACCUGGAGCGGUAUGGAAUUCCUCCAGCAAGGCUUGCCCAGGCCUUGACCAUCAACCCUCAAGUGAAUGCCUUCACUAUAUUUAUUGGGUCCUUGGGGAACCAAGCAGGCAGAUUGCAGAGGACGCUGCCGGCAGGACGGGCUUUUAUUGCCAUGGACACUAAAGAAAUACCGCAGAUUCUGCAGCAGAUUUUCACUUCUACCAUGCUGUCAAGCUCCUAGAAAUAACUGGACAGUUGAGUACGGGAAGCAGCUCUGAAGGAUCAGGAAGAUGGUCUUAUGAUAGGACAAUCAUGUAAUGAUGUUUUAUAUAGAAAUAAAUAUUGCAUUUGAAUGAA